AGUAGAAAAAUGGCAGCGCCCAUGCAACGGGCAAGAGUUGCUUCUUGGAAACUGUUUUCACGACACUAUAGAAAAAAAUCGACCAAAAUAAUGCACCCAUCAGAAGAUGUAAGAAGUAUAAAAGAAAACGAACUUCCAAUGGAUCCCACGAUAUUAAACAAGAUAAAGGAUGGUGAAAUCAAACCACGGAAAAAUCCUGGGAUAAUGAGAUUAAAGACUGUUGUUUUACCAAUAAGACUGGAGAAAGCUGUGGAUUUAUUAUUUCAAAAGUAUGGAAUGCAAGGUAUUAUUAGUGAUUCAAGGAAGUUAAAUACAAGUUUAAUGACACGACAAAUGCCAAUGGAAAGAGCCGGUGUAAUGGAAAGGAAGAAUGUUAUUAGACAAAAAAUUUUGGAAAAAGAUAAAAAUAAACAUGGCCCCAUUUCAUCUGACAAAGAAAUGGAAUAUAUGAAUGAAAUAGAGAGAAGAGUUGAAGUGGAAUUGAAACAUAAACAUUUAUCCCACUGGAAAAGUAAACAGUAUGAUGCAAAAAGUGGUAUGAAAUAUAUGAUGGCAAGAAUGGCUCAGAAUUAUGCUGUAUUAUUACAAGUCUUGAAUGAAAUUUGGACAAGAGAUCCAACUUACAUACCAAAAAGUCUAUAUAAUUAUGGAUCAGGGCUAGGUUCAGUUAUAUGGGCAGCUCAGAACAAUCCUGAUUGGCAGAGAGACAUAUCUCAGUAUUACUGUGUUGAUCCUUCUGUUGAUAUUAAUACCAUAGCAAGAUUACUGUUACAAGAUGGACAUGAGGAGAAAUCUAUGCAUGUAAAUGGAGUAUUCUUUAAGAAGUUCCCACCAUCACCAUCCACAAACUCCUUCUCUACCGUUGUGAGUGCCUACACAUUAAUAGAAUGUGAAAAUAAAGAAGCUAGACAGAAAAUGGUGCAGUCAUUAUGGGAUAUGACAGAAGACUAUCUGGUGCUUGUAGAAAUUGGUAGCUUUGUAGGACAUAGAUUAAUACAGGAAGCUAAAGAAUUUAUCUUAAAUAUUUCCGAUGAAGAAGAAACAGAUAAAAAAGCCUCAGUGUUUGCACCUUGUCCACAUGACAUGCCAUGUCCAAAAUUCAAACUAGCACACAAAGUUCCCUGCUAUUUUGUUGCAGACUAUAAACCUCUAGAGAAAGUUGCUAAAAAGGUAGAUAAAACUAGUGAAAGAUAUACCUUUGUGAUAUUAAAAAAGACCAAGGAACAAGUAGAAAGUGUACGAUGGCCUCGUCUUGUUGCUAAUUCGACCUUUGCCAAUAAACAUAUACACUGUAGAAUUUGUUGCCCAACAGGACAGUUGGAUCAUAUAAUAAUUACAAAGAAAAAGCACUCAAAGGAAUUAUAUGCCUGUGUGAAGAAUUCAAAGUUAGGAGAUUGUCUGCCUGUGAUAUAUACAAAUGAAUCAACUAAAAAGCAUCAAAAAUUGAUUAAAUACAAACAAUUACUGUCAGAAGGGAAUGAGAAUGAAUUAGGAAACAUAAGAGAUUCAAAACCACAGGGAGGGGACCCAGAAACUGUAUCAUCAGGAGAACAGGAUGAAGAAAUCAUUGGCUCUAGUGAAGUGACUGAAUCAGUUGGAGAUAUGGAAGGCCAUGAAAGUGAUUCUGAAUUAGAGGAACAUAGCUAUAGUGAUACUGGAAAUUUUUCUGCAAAACCAGACAACAUUUUAACUUGAUUAAAAUACACAAAAUGCAAAUUAAAAAA
Messenger RNA from Mytilus californianus (California mussel), 1724 nucleotides. RefSeq names its product methyltransferase-like protein 17, mitochondrial. NCBI's taxonomy places the organism in Eukaryota, Metazoa, Mollusca, Bivalvia, Mytilida, Mytilidae. Gene Ontology annotation, molecular function: structural constituent of ribosome; methyltransferase activity. The coding region runs from base 10 to 1695 and encodes 561 amino acids. The record is from RefSeq and is a predicted model, not a curated record. Gene Ontology annotation, biological process: translation. The transcript is spliced from 15 exons. Gene Ontology annotation, cellular component: mitochondrial small ribosomal subunit.